This is a messenger RNA of Triticum aestivum (bread wheat), 2886 nucleotides long. RefSeq names its product putative B3 domain-containing protein Os03g0621600. Bases 876 to 2702 code for a protein of 608 amino acids. Gene Ontology annotation, molecular function: DNA binding. The record is from RefSeq and is a predicted model, not a curated record. Lineage: Eukaryota; Viridiplantae; Streptophyta; Magnoliopsida; Poales; Poaceae. The transcript has 7 exons.
CGGGGCGUCAGUUGGCAGAGGGGAGGCCCCAUGGGCCAUGGGGAAAAGGAUAGGAGGCGGCGUGAGGUUGGCGAGCUGGGGACGAGCUCAGCUCGGCCAGAUGAGAGAACUUGGGUUCCUGGAGAAAUCUCUUGUCCAAUCCAUGGCGAAUCCUCUUCUCAUCCAUUAGUUGUGGCUUGAAUCAAAGUCCCUUUCUUCAAAUCAAACUAAAAAAUAAAAAUAAAGAAUAGACCUCUCCCUAAACAAACCCUAGCCACCAGCCCACCACACAGAUCUCCUCCUCGCUGGCGGAUUCAGUCGGCCUCCCUCGCCCCCGUUGCCUGUUUCGGUUGACAGGAGGCGGAGGAGACCUUGAAUCUUCACGCUCGUGUGGCCUCUGUCUACUUUUUUAGGUUUUAGUGUCCUCGUGUCGAUUGUUUGGGCAGUGGAGGCGUUGGCGCGGUGGAAUAAGUAACUCCGGCCCUUCCACGUUGCGGCGACGAUGGUUCUAGCGUCGCCGCAGGACGCGAGUAUUGGUGUUUACAGAUCCGGUCUGUCGGGUUGUGGGGAAGAGUUGUCAAACAACAAUGCUUAUGCGGUUAUGCCUUGGUUCGCGGUCGCUUCGGAGGUCUCGUCAAUAAGAUCCUGAAGCGGUGCUUUCGGCGUUUAUGUGGGAUUGUGUCUCCUUGUCCUGUCUUCGCCUUCGUCUUCAGGUCGAUAGCUCGUGCCUGUGCCUCGGAUUGUCGUUGUCGUUGUUGUCCCCUGGCAACGUCUGGUUACUUCCCGGCUGCAGUUACAAUGACAGAAUGACUCCAUGGCUAUGGACUAUGGUGAUUCAGAGCAGGUGAUGUAUCUAGCCAGGCUCAAGGCAAGCCAUCAAUGCAGGUUGGGAUAGGAUGACAAAUUCCCCUCGGGCCGUUUGUAACUCUAUUAUCUUCAUCAAAGGGUGUUCUUGUAAAGGGGCGGCUAAAAGGAUGGGCAUAUCUUUUGGAAGCUGCAAGCUGCCGGAUGAGCAAUACUACAAGCAUUUGGAUGAUGAAAAGAAGUAUUUCUUGGUGCUUAUGUUGGGUGAUUUCCAAGAUUCGAUGAUAAUCCCGGAAGAAGUUGUGCGGCGCUUGAAAGGUGAGAUCCCAGGAGAGAUCAAGCUAGAAACCCGAAAUGGUUACGGUCACACUAUUGUGGUUGCCAAGAACCAAGAAAAGCUUGUUCUUACAGUGGGUUGGCGGCAAUUCAUCGAAAACUAUGAUCUACAGAUUGGUGAUUCCUUAAUGUUCAGAUACAAAGGGAACUCUCAGUUUAAUGUCAUGACCUUUGAUAAGCUUGGUCGUGAAAAAGCAUUAUCAGUUGUUCUGGAUCCUUUUUUGCAUCGGGUCCAAGACAAGCGCAACGAGGCACAUGAAAUCGGGUCUUCUAAAAAGAUGGAUGUGCCUUCGGAAAGAUGCAAGAGCCGGACUGAAUAUCACUACGCAAACUUGGAUGAUGAGAAGAAAUAUUUCUUGGUGCAUAUGAUGGGCGAUUUUCAACAGGAGAUGAUCAUCCCAGAAGUAUUUGUUCAGCGCUUCAAGGGCGAAUUCCCAAGAGAGAUGAUACUUGAAACACAAAAUUGCCACAGUUACGUAAUUGGAGUUGCCAAGAACAAUGGAAAUCUUGUCCUUACAGUGGGAUGGGGGAAAUUUGUUGGGACCUUUGGUCUAGAGAUGGGUGACACCAUAGUAUUUAGAUACAUUGGGAACUCUCGAUUUAAUGUCAUAAUCUUUGAUGAACUUGGCUGUGAGAAGGUAUCAUCAGUUUUUGUGGAUCCUUCUCCACCUCCUGCGCAAGAAAGACGAAUAAGUGCUACUGAUACUGUGAAAAGUUCUCAUUUUCGUCCUCAGGCCAUACAAACGCAGCCAUUUAGCAUAGGGAAAGAGAUGCCAAUGGAGUCACCACGCCUCCAAAUGGAAACGGACAAGUCAUGUCAAGACAAGAACACCGUGAUAAGUACUUCCUCCUGCGAGUCAUCAGGAGAUUGUUUCUCCUCUGAAGAAGAAUAUGGAGUACGUGAAGAUGAAGAAGAAUAUGGAGUACGUGAAGUGCCUGGUUCCAAUUUCACCGUCAGGAAGAAGAAGGUCAGGCUAUCUUCAAUUCAGAAGGAGCAGUUGAAGGAUGGUUACAUUACCGUGAACAAGACCAAACUAACUCCAGCUCAGAAGGAAGUUGUGAAGCAUAAGGUCCAUUCCAUAGACUCAGAGAUCCCCAUCUUUGCUGCUGUGAUGCGCAAGUCUAACCUCAAUUCAAGAUUCAAUCUGACUUUUCCCAGACACUAUGCUAAGAAAUAUCUCAGAGAGGAGCCAAGCAUGUGUCUUCGGCGGCGGGAAAGGAAGUGGGGGGUGCGGUUCGGUGAAAACAAUGGUGGUAAUAAGCUCAGGAUCGGAUGGAAGCAGUUUGUAGAAGGCAACAAGCUGAAGAUGGGCGAUAUCUGCCUCUUUAAACUGUUGACCGAUGAGAGGGGAACCAUGACGGUCUUUAUCAUCCGCGCGAAAUUUGUCAAUUACUGGGCACGUCUCAGUGAUGCUGACCGUGAAGCAGCGUUCCAGAGAGGGGCUCUUGCUCAUCAGGCUGAUGGGGCGCGUGCUCCUGUCUCAAGGUUGCUUCACAUCGCUAAAACUGAAGCUAUGGAGGAUGAUGUUGUUGCCCCUGAGUGCCUGAUCGCUGAAGCAAAAAUCUGGCGUGGUGUGGGUUAAACGAGUGAUCCUAUAUAUCGAUCAUGAGGCCUCAGUUACAUUGUACUCCCUCAGUUACAUUUGACUUAUAUUUCGAAACGGAGGGAGUAGAUUUGUAGUAGAAACUUGAAACUGUUCUGAUGCUCGACCUACCUCUGUAUUUUGUUCGUUAUUUCUGUUGGCUGUAGUUUUAGCUGCCUUUUAA